Molecule: messenger RNA, 945 nt
Organism: Guyanagaster necrorhizus
Lineage: Eukaryota; Fungi; Basidiomycota; Agaricomycetes; Agaricales; Physalacriaceae
Product: HAD-like protein
Exons: 3
Coding region: 31-672 (213 amino acids)
Molecular function (GO): phosphatase activity
Source: RefSeq, a predicted model, not a curated record
GAUCAGAUCCUUGCACAUCAUGGCGAGGAGAUGACCUGGGACAUCAAAUCAGGAUGCAUGGGUAAACCCGAAAGAGCUUCUGCUGAGCACCUUCUCUCCUUCUUUCCCUCAAUCUCGCUAUCUGUCGAUUCUUACAUCGAACAGAAGAAUAUCCUUCAAGACAAACUCCUACCCUCCGUCCCUCUUCUCCCCGGUGUACGCAAGCUCGUGCGGCACCUCCGAAAGCACAGGAUUCCGAUCGCAGUGGCGACUAGUUCCGGGCGAUUGAGGUAUGAGAAAAAGACGGGUCACCUAGGCGACGUAUUUGAGUGUUUCGAAGGGAACGUCGUAUGCGCCGAUGACGAGAAGUGGAGAGGACAGGCUAUGAGAGGAAAGCCGGCGCCUGAUAUUUUCUUGGUCGCAGCUAGAGAGUUACUGGGAAGGGAUGUAGGUGAGCCCGGCGCAGUCUCGGGAGACCAGAUAUCGGAGAGGAAGAAAGGUCUAGUGUUUGAGGAUGGAUUCGCUGGCGUGCAAGCUGGCAAGCGAGCUGGGAUGAACGUGGUGUGGGUCCCGGAUAGCAACCUUCUGGGUGUGAAAUAUACUGGAGAAGAAAAGGCAGAUGUUACUCUCAGAUCCAUUGAAGAUUUCAUUCCAGAGAAAUGGGGUCUUCCGCUCUAUGAUGAGGAGUCGUAGUCUUGCGUUCAUUAGAUUGCUAUGUAUGCGUCUUUUUCAUAUGCUAUAAGCACUUGCUAGUGAAUCCCUGUUUAGACAUAGAUCUUUCUAUCGGUGCUGUACAUGACCAUCAAAAAAUUCCAUUUCAAGGAGCUAUGACACGAGUAGCCUUCUUCGCCAACUCGUCGGCCUUGUUCAUCUCUCGAGGAAUUAUCCAAAAUCCCACAUUAAUAUCCUCAUUUUCCACACCUGACAGCUUCGUUCAAUUUCAAAUAUAGAUCAAGAUUCGCGAGU